AUGGAGGAGCUUGUCGUUUUCCGCUGGGGCGCGCCGCGAGUCCUGUUGACGGAUAACGGAACGGAAUUUAUUAAUAGGGAGAUCGGGGCCCUCGCGGCCCAGUACGGUAUUAGCCACUCGACGAUUCCGCCGUACCACCCGCAGGCUAACCCAGUCGAGCGGGUGAACCGCGUCCUUAAAACAAUGAUCACCGCGUUCCUGGAGCGAGAUCACCGGGAGUGGGACCUCCACCUGGCCGAGUUCCGCUUCGCCUAUAAUUCCGCGUACCAUAUCUCCCUCCGAACGACGCCCGCCUUUCUGAAUUUCGGGAGGGAACCGGACCCGGUGGGCCUGGCCGACCCCACAGGGGCGGCGGCGACCGAGGUCGAGCUGUUGGAACCGGGUGAUUGGGGCCAACGCAUGGAGCGCAUGCGCACGCUGCAAGCAUGGGUGACGGAAAAAUUGGAGGCCGCGCGGGAGGCCCAGGCGCGUCAGUACAACAAAGGGAGAAGAGACCGACAAUACGAGAUCGGCGCGCCUGUGCUGAAGCGGCAGCGUGUACUGUCGUCCGCGGCUCAGCAUGUCUCCGCGAAACUGGCGACCAAAUUCCACGGCCCCUACACCAUCGCGAAGAUCUUGUCGCGUACGGUCAGCGAGAGCCACAGCGUGCCGCGCACCCGCGCCGCCGAAGUCACCGGGCGAGAGAACGCCGGGGGAGGCGUCGCGACAGGAUGGAGGACCGCGCCACCUUCAACCGGAGGUGGGGCCCGUUGUACCGGUGGAUACUGCAGGAGUACCCCGGGUUCUGGGAGGCCCUCCCCGGGGGAGAUGGUCCGCCAGCUGAGCGGGCCCGACGGUCCCGGCCAUGUGGCCAUUUCCGACUGGCCGGAGUCACGGGAAGCCGAGACGCAGACCGCGCCGAGCCCCCGCAGGAGCCGGGGCACCAGGCGGACCGCCCGGGGGCCCGCGUCCAGGACGCCGCGACACAGACGGAGCCGAGUGAGAUAUCAGCAGAGCAGUAUGAUAGUUUUACGGCCAGUUUCGCUGUCGCGGAAACAUCCCAAGCCCAAGCUAAUGAGAAAAAAAAUAGACACAAUCGACGCUAGAGUCACAGUCCCAGUAACGAAAGACAAAGAUCCUACUUGUACCAUCAAAGGACCCGUUGUAUACACGGCGGUAUCAAAGGACGCAGAUUGCUAUAACAUGAAUCACAAAAAUCGCGGCAAGUGCAUAAUCUUCAAUCACGAGAGAUUUGACUUUACAAAUUUUUCCCAACGGGAGGGUUCAUCAUUGGACGCCAAGAGACUGGAAGUAACUUUCGGGAAUCUUGGAUUUGACGUGGAAGAUUACGAUGACUUCACGCAUAGCGAAGUUAUGGCUUGUAUGUUACAAGACGUGAGCAAGCUCGAUCAUACGGAUAAUGACUGUCUCUGCAUCAUUGUGCUAACUCAUGAGACCGAGCACGAUAUGAUAUGCGCGAAGAACGCCAUUUACCAAGUCGACGUGCUUUGGAAGCCCUUCAUCGCUGAUAAAUGCACAUCGCUCGCGGGCAAGCCUAAGCUGUUCUUCAUCCAGGCUUGCAGAGGGGAAGCAGCCGACAGUGGUAUUAAAAUAUCUCCCCGCACUCUAAGACAAACUGAAACUGACACGCAGAUUUUCUGAUGGCUUACAGCUCGAGGCAAGGUGAGUGUCUAUGAUACCUCAAUAUGAUUCUACAGAAAGUUGGUCAUUUUGUAGAGGCAUUGUUCUAACGGGGGUAUUCAAAAAGGGCUGAGCACCAAUGUAAUAACUAAAAUUGACUUUAACAAAAUAUUACAAGAAUCGAACUUAUUUCUGUUUCGGAUUUUAAACACGAUGUGCAAAAAUGCACUUUUUGAAGCUAUCACAAUAUAUAAAUUUGAAAAAGUACAACGAAAAACUCAUGUGUAAAUAAAAGCGUGCCGAGCCGCCUAAUUCUACAACGAGAACUUGCAGUUGAAAAUUACUUACGCGUCGAGUCGCUAAUCCGAGUUUUUUUUUAACAAGUUUCUCAUUUUGUUUCACACUUCUAUUCCAUCGUGUAAGCGUGAAAAGGCAUGUUUCGUCGAACGCCACGAAUAUUUUAUUAUAUACGCAACUUAUAACAACGAAUUAUGUAAAUUAUACACAAUUUAUAUGUAUGUGUAUACAUGUAUUAUUUAUAUUUAUACACACACACAUAAUAGUAAUUUUGUAAUACAAUUUCUGUAAUGCAUUAUUUGGACAGU
Vollenhovia emeryi is the source of this 2225-nucleotide messenger RNA. RefSeq lists its product as uncharacterized. Gene Ontology annotation, molecular function: nucleic acid binding. Gene Ontology annotation, cellular component: cytoplasm. Gene Ontology annotation, biological process: apoptotic process; proteolysis; DNA integration. The record is from RefSeq and is a predicted model, not a curated record. Lineage: Eukaryota; Metazoa; Arthropoda; Insecta; Hymenoptera; Formicidae. Bases 1 to 1641 code for a protein of 546 amino acids. The transcript is spliced from 6 exons.